Drosophila bipectinata is the source of this 711-nucleotide messenger RNA. RefSeq lists its product as uncharacterized. The record is from RefSeq and is a predicted model, not a curated record. Lineage: Eukaryota; Metazoa; Arthropoda; Insecta; Diptera; Drosophilidae.
ACCACACUUUCUUCAGCACACAUGUGCAUUUCAAUAUUUUGAUUCGUUUAUUUACCUUUUUUUGUGGUCGAAUAACACAAAAAACCGAAGGAUAAUGAACGUCAGUGAGGACUUCAAGCCAGUGCCCACGCGGGCACAACUGGCGCUGCAGAAGAAGGAGACCAACAGCGAAUUCAAAGCCCUGGUGUUUCACGAGCCGCAAUCACAGCCAAAACACACAAAAGAUGCCAAGAAUAAGGAUCCAGACAACGAAAAUCCAUUGAAGGGCAAGGAUAACCAGUCAAAGGAUAUCAAUCCGGAGUUUGACAUCAAGAAGGCUCGCCACGAGGUCCUGAACUUCGCCAGGAACAAUCAGCGUGUAAUCAAGAACAAACGGAAAAUGGAAAUAUUUCAGCUGGAGAAGCUGGGAGCCAAGCCGCUGAAGAAAGCGUCGAAAAACUACAAGGAGCUGAAGGAUGAGCGCCAGCGACUGAAGAACGUUCGCGAGGAGCGAAAGAAGUUCCACCAAUUGGGCAAAAAUCAAACUGGAGCGGCGAGCGUCAAGUGCCGCACCAAUUUACAAAAGGACCGCAACCAGAAGAAGAGGGCGCCGGUUUCCAAUAUUGAUCAGCACUACGGCAAGGCGCAGCCCAAGUUCAAAAAGCGAAAAUAGUUAUACGAUUUUUGUUUUAAUUUAUGUUAAAGAUAAUAUAGUUAAAUAUACUAAAGAGA